AUGUCAGUCAGCAGGAAGAACUGGGCCAAGCUGUCCAGCCUGGCCAGGCAGUGGACCCUGGAGGACGAAGAGGAACAGGAGAGGGAACGGCGGCGGCGACACCGGAGCCUGAGCUCCACCACGGACGACCAGGUGGCCCAGCCGGCCCAGGACGGAGACGCGGCGGCCCCAGAGAGACUGCCGAGCGUGGAGGAAACGGAGGUCUCCCCCCAACCACCCCUAGACUCCAGCGGUGAGGACGUGUGGGCCGUCCUCAGGGCACGGCAGGAGCGGAGGCAGAGGCAGCGGGAGGCGGAGGUCGCACAGGCCCCCGUCCGGGAGCAGCUGGACACAGAGGAGGAGGAUGGCGCGGGCACUGGGCAGGCGGGGCAGCUGCCCCCAGCGCCCGAGAAGGAGAUGGGGCUGCUGCUUCGCCGGAGACUGAGCCGGGAGCGGCAGAGCUCCUGGGUCCGGGAGGAGGAGAGCUUGGUGGGCAGGGAGCCGGGAUGCAGCAGGAAGGGGGACUCAGAGAAGCCCUCUGCCCCAGAGAAGACAUUAGCGCCCGAAAAGAGCCUGGACUCCAAGGAAGUCUCCACCUCCGGGAAGACUGCCAGCCCUGAGAAAGUGUCUGUGUCCCAGAAGAUUGCAGUGUUGGAGAAAAGAACCAUCUCGGGAAAGACGUUGGUUCUGGAAGAAACAAGUGUCUUGGAGAAGCUGCCCUCCCCAGGGAAGACGUCGGACUCAGAAAAGAGACUGACGUCUGAGAAAGCAGCAGUCUUUGAGAAGACCCCGGCCCCUGAGAUGCGGCGGGCCCCAGCGAGGGCGGCGGCCCCAGGGCAGCCCCGGGCCCAGGAGCGGCCAGCCUCUGCGCAGAGCCUGUCCACCCCCAAGGGGCAGGGGAGGGCCGGCCCCAAGCAGGAGCCCCCGCCCUCGGCGGGGCUGCGGGGGCAGGGGGCAGAGCGUCCGGCUGGGACUUGCCACCUCCCACCCAUCACUCUCCAGUUGAAAAUCCCCAGCAAGGAGGACGAGGCGGACACACCCUCGCCCACCCAGGCCACCUACAGCAGCUCCCUGAAGCGCUCCAGCCCCAGGACCAUCUCCUUUCGGAUGAGCCCCCGGAGAGACCACUCAGAGGCAGCCUUAACCCGCAGCAGCAGCAUGAAGAUCCCAGCCAGCUCCUUCACACUGGGCCAGAAGCUGGAGAGAUACCACACGGCUGUACAGAGCUCGGAGUCAGUCAGGUCUCCGGGCCCCUCCCGCGCCGAGUUCUUGGUGGCUCCCGUGGACGUCGCCAGCAAGCGCCGCCUCUUUGAGAAGGAGCUGGUGGGUCAGGGCCGGGGAGGAGCAGCCUCCAGCCGGAAGGAGAACUUGCGGCUCUCGGGGGUUGUGACAUCGAGGCUCAACCUGUGGAUCAGCAAGACUCAGGAGUCAGGAGAUGGGGACCCGCAGAACGAGGAGGAGCAGAAAGAGUCGGCAGCCGCCAGGAGGAUCCAGUGGAGGAAGAAAGUGGACUCCCUGGAUGCCAAGACCCUGCGAGGCUGCGGACACCGCAGGACCGGUCUUCGGCAGCUCCUGCUCUGGCGAGGGGGGCUGGCCCGCUGCAGCGCUCGCCCUGACCCAGCAGGACUGGACGAGCUGAGCCAGGUUCAAAAGAGCAGCCGGUCGGAGGCUGCGGCGGUCUUCUGCCAGAGGGGCCGCGGGGCAGAGGCUCCUUCAGAACUUCUCGGCCUCGGAGGGGCUGCCUUGCAGUGGACAUCACGCCACCCGCCAGAGCUGAGUCGGAAGCUGGUGGCUGCAGCGCCGGGUGCCAGGAGCAGCCUGGCAUCACCCCUUCGGGGAAGAGGGGACUGA
Messenger RNA from Globicephala melas (long-finned pilot whale), 1830 nucleotides. Lineage: Eukaryota; Metazoa; Chordata; Mammalia; Artiodactyla; Delphinidae. The record is from RefSeq and is a predicted model, not a curated record.